Molecule: messenger RNA, 1831 nt
Organism: Rana temporaria (common frog)
Lineage: Eukaryota; Metazoa; Chordata; Amphibia; Anura; Ranidae
Product: zinc finger protein 501-like
Exons: 3
Coding region: 363-1445 (360 amino acids)
Biological process (GO): regulation of transcription by RNA polymerase II
Molecular function (GO): RNA polymerase II cis-regulatory region sequence-specific DNA binding; DNA-binding transcription factor activity
Source: RefSeq, a predicted model, not a curated record
CUCUGUUCUCCCCGGACGUUAUGAGCGAUCAGAAUGUUGGAACACACAUGUGGGAACCUCCUGGGUCUGAUGAGGACGACGAUUGCCAGACACCUUUUACAGGUGGGGAGAGGUCUGAGCGAGGAGGAGAGAUCUGAACAGACCAAUCUCUUCUCUCUCAUCCAUUGAGGGACACAGGAGAUCAGAUACGGCCGGGUUAUACUGCCACCUACAGGAGGAAUGAACAGAACAAUUGUAAAGGCGGCCUGGAUAAGCCCUCCUACUCCCAGCAUGGUUGCGUUUUAUUGGUGUCUGAGGAGGGUGGAGCUCUGAGAUGUCACCUUCUGUCUCUGCAUCUUUCCAGAGCUGGUUCAUUUCGGCCCAUGAACGGUAUUGAAGAUAAGAACACUUUGUACAUCCAGCAGUGCGGGGUCUUAUUGGACUGUCAGGAUGAUGAUGAUGAAGAUGAUGAAGAUAGAGACAUAACCCAGUCAGUUCCGGACGAGGAGAGCGAGGAAAGCUUCUUAGAAACCGACAAAAAGGACAGUCCUCCCUGCAGUGCUUCCUCUAGGGGCCGCCCGAGCGGGAAGGGAGCCAACAAGCUUUCCAAUAUCAUUGCUCAUCUGCAGAGCCUGGCCAGUGAGCGGGAAUCCUCCCGCAGAGAGACUGCAGCAGAGGAAGACGAGGCCUGGCCUGAGAUGGCGGAGAGUUCUUACGCCUUCGCUAGUGACUGCAUUCCAUAUGAAGGUAACAGUCAGGCCUCGCCGCAGGGCCGCCCGCACUCCACAGACCAGCGACUUAAGGCUUUUAAGGCCAUUAAGAUUUUGCAGGAGACGGACUCCAAGGACAGAAAGUACAUUUGUGUGGAGUGCGGGAAGACCAGCCGCUACAAGUCGGCCUAUUUGCGGCACAAGCGAACUCACACGGGGGAAAAGCCUUUUAGUUGUACGGAUUGCGGGAAGUGCUUCCGGCGCAGCUCGCAGUUGGUGACGCAUCAGCGAACUCAUACAGGAGAACGGCCGUACACGUGUCUGCGGUGCGGGAAAAGCUUCAGCUGUAACUCCACCCUGGUGACCCACCAGCGGACCCACACGGGGGAAAAACCUUACAUCUGCAUGGAGUGCGGCAAGGGUUUCAUCCACAGCUCCGACUACAACCGCCAUCACCGCGUCCACCGCGGAGAGAAACGCUACACCUGCAAGGAGUGCGGCAAGAGCUUCAGCCAGAGUUCCUACCUGGUCAUCCACCAACGCAUUCACACCGGUGAGAAACCCUUCAUCUGCAACGAAUGCGGCAAAAGCUUCAGCCGCAACUCGUCACUGGUGACCCAUCAGAGAGUUCACACCGGAGAGCGUCCCUACACCUGUGCUGAAUGUGGGAAGAGCUUCCGCCAAAGUUCCCACCUCCUCAUCCACCAGAGGACCCACACGCCGGACAGCCACCUGGCGCUCCGCGCUAUGAUGUGAGGGCUGCGCACGUCACUUCCAAAGAUACUCAAUAGGACAUUUCCAGACUGCUCCAGUCGAGGUCUCCAACUUCUUGGUGCUAUUGGAGAAGCAUAGGAGCCUCCCAUCAUGUAGCGUCCUCAUCCUUGUAGUGUACUGACAUUAUCUGGUCAUAUUGCAGAACAUUUGUGUCGUUCCCCCUCCCCCCACUGUCUAUUUAUAUAUGAUGGCUAGCUGUGAAGACUUAGUCUAUCCGCUGUCUCUGUUAGAGAGUCAGGAGUGCUAUAGUAGGUAGCUUCAUCCUGAUUGCAUGCCUCUCUCUCCAAUCACGAGUCGCUGCAUCCUCUGUAUCCUGUCUAAUGUGUCUCUUUCUUUAAACUUUGUUAAAGGAGACUGUGCCCUCCUUG